Molecule: messenger RNA, 2151 nt
Organism: Ornithorhynchus anatinus (platypus)
Lineage: Eukaryota; Metazoa; Chordata; Mammalia; Monotremata; Ornithorhynchidae
Gene: OTULINL
Product: OTU deubiquitinase with linear linkage specificity like
Exons: 8
Coding region: 139-1251 (370 amino acids)
Biological process (GO): protein linear deubiquitination
Cellular component (GO): cytoplasm
Molecular function (GO): cysteine-type deubiquitinase activity
Source: RefSeq, a predicted model, not a curated record
ACAGGAAGUCAAAAACUUCCACAGCUUGUUGUUCUCUAAAGUGAAGCUGAGCUGUGAAAAGCCUUUGGGCUAUUAAACACAGAGUACGCCAGAAGAGACGGAAAAACAAUCCAAUUUGGAGACUUAAUUACCAAGGAAAUGUGGGGGAAGUCAGACCAUAGCCCUCGCAAGAGUGAGAAACAGUUUACUGUGCUUGAGAAAAGACCAACAGCUAAUCAACUGUCAAAGAAAAGAAUCGGAAAUGUUGUAGUCCAGUCCAGGACACCAGUUGUAAAUCAAGCAUUAGUGAUGACAUGGAGAACAGUAAAGGCAUUGCUGAUGUUGGCCAUAUCACUUCUAGUUACCAUGCUCUGCUCUUUCAGAAGAGUGUACUCGUAUUUAGGGAGGAGAUUGAAAUGGUGGAGUGGAUACCUGCAGAGGAAAUUCAAAAAGAACCUCAGCAUAGAGGCAGAAGUUGAUCUGCUUGGAUAUUGUGCAAGAGAAUGGAAAGGAGAAACGAAUCAAGCCAGACUGAUGAAGAAGGCUUAUGAGGAGCUGGCUAGGCAACACCGUAUCAAGUGUAUUCGGCAAGUCAGAAGCGAUAACUAUAAUGCAUUAAGAUCAGUGCUGUUUCAGAUAUUUAGCCAGGGCCUCUCCUUUCCAUCCUGGAUGAAAGAGAAAGACAUCUUGAAGCUUCCCGAGAAGCUGCUGUUUUCGCAAGGUUGUAAUUGGAUUCAGCAAUACAGUUUUGGACCUGAGAGAUAUACCGGCUCAAAUGUAUUUGGAAAAUUACGCAAAUGUGUUGAAUUAUUAAAGACUCAGUGGACGGAACUGAGUGGCAUUAAAGACCACGACAAGAGAGGAAGCAUGUGCAACAGCCUCUUCUCUGACAAAAACACAGAGUACAAGCUUUAUGAAGCUUUAAAGUUCAUCAUGCUCUUCCAAGUCAUAGAAGCUUAUGAACAAGUGAAGAGUGGAAAGUGCGUGCCCAGUCCUUUUAACCACCUUUUAUCUCAGGAGACUUCAUCUGACCCAUUGAGUUUCAUGAUGAAUCACUUGAAUUCUGUGGGGGACACAAGUGGAUUGGAGCAGAUUGACAUGUUCAUUCUUGGACACGCCCUUGAAGUAAAGAUAAAAGUGUACAGACUUUUUAAGUUUAACACCAGAGACUUUCAAGUAUACUACCCAGAUGAGCACCACAGUGAAUGGCCUGAAAUCUCCCUUCUGACUGAGAAUGACCGCCACUACCAUAUCCCAGCCUUUCAAGAAUGAGACUGAUUUGGUUGAUACAGUGUCAAAAGAUGAUUGACUUUGCAAAUAAAUUAUUAUUCACAAAUCCAAGCCUUUUCUGGCCAAUGGAACUCUUUUCUCCUGGAACAAUAGGUACGCUGAGGUGAAGCCAAACACAGAGGGUGGAGGGGGGCUUUUUUUUCCUUCUUUCGGUUAAUAUUGUGCUAACUUCUAGAAUUUGUUGGUUUGGAUUUAAAUGGCAUUGGUAAUUUUCAAACUAUAAAUAACACUCUUAGUGUUGGAAAAAAUGGCCACUUGAAGGCUGUAAACUGAACACACAGACAUUUUUGCAACUUGGCUCAGAAGAAAAUGCUCUUCCUAAGAAUCUCAAAGAUUUGCUAGGCCCUGAAUAAAUGUAGCCUUAGCAUAAGCAUUACUGCACCAUGAAUCUUUGUGAUUUGUUGAUUUUCUAGAACCCCUUGCUUAACUCCAAAAAAUAAAUCUAUUUUUGGCUCUGUUCUCUAGAUUGUUGUAAAUCAUGUUGAAUUUUUAAUUCUAAUUGUAAUGAGGCAUUCACAUAUGUGUGUUCUUAUUAAAUGUUCUGUAGCUUUAACCACAGUAGUUGCAAACAUAUUGUAAAUACAAAAUGUAAAGCUACUGGGCAUUAUAUGCAUAUUUAAAAUAGGAUCACACCUUUUCUAAUGUUUCUGUACAUAUUUUAUGUUUAGCAGUUUAUGUAAAAGAUGCAGCAAUUGCUCAUAAAUUUAAGCGUCUUUUCAGUUGAAUGUUUACUGCUCCAAAAUUGCCAACAACUACCAAACUUCCAAAGUGUACACCUUGAUUAAUAGCCUCAGAGAGACCAUGUCAAUGUCCACCUUACCAUCAUUCUUGUAGACUGUAGAAAAUAGUUAUUGACAUUAUUAAAGUGGGUUAUGAAAGCCA